AUUAAUUCUGACUCAAAUUCAACCUCACAACUCGUAAAAUGACUCGUCUGAUCGCGACUCUAACGAUCAUUCUCGUGAUUUCAAGCUCAGCUACGCCUCUUCUGAUUCAAGAUUUCAUAGACUGUUUGAAUGUGAUCAUAUAUUUUGGUUCAUGUAUAGGGUUUAUCGACGGGCAUGUGAGCGAACCAACGUGGACAUGCUGUGCCGGGGUUCAGGAGCUUAACAGGUUAGCUCAGCAGAACCGCGACGCGCAGAAGAUUUGUCAGUGUAUCGAGUUUAUUGCCGCCAUUGAUGACCCUCCUUUUCUUCUUGCUAAUAUUAAUGCUCUUCCAUAUAAGUGUAACGUACAUCUCAGCUUCCCCAUUUCUGUCAACAAGAAUUGCUCCGGAAUUCGUUAAAAUAUCACAAGUCUUAUGAACUGAGAACUUGCACUGUGAAGCCGACAAGACACUAAAAUAAACAGACUCGAAUAGAAUUACAUAUGACAUAUUGUAAUUAUGUUGAUUUCAGUUUCUGCCUAAUAUUUUGUAGUCAGAUUCGUUACAAAUACUUGCAUAGUAUUGUGAACCAUCCAUGAUACGUGGCGGUAUUAAAUCCGAUUAACCAUUUAAUAAAUAUAAUUUAUUUACGCGGCGAACUAA
Molecule: messenger RNA, 641 nt
Organism: Mercurialis annua (annual mercury)
Lineage: Eukaryota; Viridiplantae; Streptophyta; Magnoliopsida; Malpighiales; Euphorbiaceae
Product: non-specific lipid-transfer protein 13-like
Exons: 2
Coding region: 39-398 (119 amino acids)
Biological process (GO): lipid transport
Cellular component (GO): membrane
Molecular function (GO): lipid binding
Source: RefSeq, a predicted model, not a curated record